AUGGUAAAAGAGAACAAAAAUACUCCGAAUGUUCUGCAGUGGAUAACAUACGGCGCCACUGCAUCAGCUGUCCUGUACGGGAUAUACAAAUACAUAAUGCACGACAAAAUAACGCCUGAGCGCUUGAAGGAAGAGGGAAAUGCACACUUUCUUUCAAAAGACUAUGCGGGAGCGCUGAAGAAAUACACUGAUGCUCUGGAGCUGAUUGAGAGACUGGAAAACAGCGGAGGACUAGGAAAAAACAGCGAAUAUAAAGUAAAAAUAAUCAACAACAUAGCACAGGUUCAUUUUGUGAUGAAAAACUACAAAUUGGCGCAGGAAUUCACAGAGGCUGCGCUGAGCCUCAGCCCCACACACUAUAACAGCUUUAAAAGGCUGGCAAAGCUGGAAGAAAUAAACGAAGGAUACGGCGAUGUUAAAGGCCUGGCUGUAGUGACUGCCUAUCUAAUAUUAGAGAAACACUGCAGAAAAGAAAAAGAAACAGAUGAAAAACCCAAACAAACCGAUGAGAAGGCAAUAUCUGAGUGCAAAGACAGCAUGCAGGAGAUAAAAGUGCUAAGCAAUAAGAACGACGCCGAGACAUUCACACCAAGUAAAUGGGACGAUGUGCUGAGCAAAAAAAUAGAACAGCUUUCGAACUCUAAAUCAUCGCAGAUCAAAGAAGAUGGGAGCUACAGCGUGUCUUUUGUGAAACUAGAAGAAGUGCUGAGCAUUUUUAAGCAGGCCAUACAAGACCCCUGCUUUGGAGAGCUUGUAGAGUCUGAUAAAAAUAUCAUUAAAUGGGUGAACACAAGAAACUACACUGCGCUUGUUGACUAUCUAAACAGAGAGCACCCAUCAAGAUACACAGCAAGAGCCAUGUUUAUCGCAGGGAACAUAAGAUACAUACAGAACCGCAUCCCUGAAGCUAUUUCUCUUUUUGAGCACACCUCCACAGUGUACAGCGAUGUUCUAGCCAUAUACAUAAGAAAACUGAAGAACAUUGGCACGGAAAUAGACGAAGAAAAAGCCCUGAAAAUAAUGAACGUAAAAGACCCCAUUAUCAGGAUGUAUCUUGCACAGAUGCACCUGGCAAGCAACAACAUGGGGCACUAUCUAGCGAGUUUAAUCGAUCUGGAAGCUGAAGGAUCCAUUUCUCUUCCAUUCAUAGCAAAUAUAAAGUCGCAGUACAUGCUGCACGAGUACAAGGAGGCCCUGAGCACUCUUAAAAAGGCGCUGGGUUUAUUCCCCAAGGAUGUGAACAUGCUUUGUGUAGGCGUUGAAGUGCUAUCGCAGGAAAUCAACAAGAUCGAAACAGAAGAGGAGAUAGACGAUGCUUACAUUGAGAAAAACGGAAAGUACAAAGAGACAUACACCAUUUUAGCAGACAUUCUGUCCAAACUCAGCAAAAAAGAAUUUGCAAACUCGCCCAGAGGAACAUUCUUCUGCUACAUUGGAAACAGCGCCCUUAAUCGACACCAAACAGCCGAUGCACUUCUAAAUAAGGCAAUUGAGCUAGACCCGUACAACAACACGCUUUUGAUACAGCUCGGGCAGUACAAGAUAAACUCAGGCGACUUGCUGGGAUUUGAUCUUUUUGAAAAAGCUGCCAAGCUAUCUUCUGAGGCAUCUCAUGAAAUAUACAAGAUGCUCUACACGUACAAAAGUAUCUAUGCUGUGCAAGAGUACUAUCCCCAUAUCUCGAUGCUUGCAGUAAAUAACUCACAAAACAGCUCGUCAUAG
Nematocida minor is the source of this 1722-nucleotide messenger RNA. RefSeq lists its product as uncharacterized. NCBI's taxonomy places the organism in Eukaryota, Fungi, Microsporidia. The transcript has a single exon. Gene Ontology annotation, biological process: cell division. Bases 1 to 1722 code for a protein of 573 amino acids. The record is from RefSeq and is a predicted model, not a curated record. Gene Ontology annotation, molecular function: protein binding.